Molecule: messenger RNA, 323 nt
Organism: Prorocentrum cordatum
Lineage: Eukaryota; Dinophyceae; Prorocentrales; Prorocentraceae
Source: the annotation of a GenBank genome assembly
GGCCGCUUUUAGCGCCUCCUCCGCCAGCUCGGGCGUCUGCCCUGCCCGCACCAGCGGCCCCGUCGACGCGGCGGAGGAGGACGCGAGGCACGCGGACGCACUGUGGCUGCUGCAGGCGAACCACCGGCUGAAAUACCACGCGGCCGACGAGCAGUCCAGCGAACGGCAGCAAGUGGCGAAUUCCAGCCUCAGGAGCGCCUUCGUCGUGUCCAUCAACGAGGACAGCUACAAGGAGGCCCAGGAACGCCUGCAGGUGCAGGGCGUCGCCGCCGAGCUGGCCCGGGGAUUCAACGCCAACAACGCGAGCGAGCUCGACGAGGCGC